This is a messenger RNA of Peronospora farinosa, 798 nucleotides long. The record is from the annotation of a GenBank genome assembly. Lineage: Eukaryota; Oomycota; Peronosporomycetes; Peronosporales; Peronosporaceae.
AUGACAGAGACAUCGCGCAUCUUAAACUGCAGUACUCACUAUGGUGUGCUCAAGCUGGUCCAACGUGACCAUACGCCAACGUUCGUUGAUAUUCAGCAAGUACGUAGACGCUACAAGGAGCUGGCAAUUCUCGUGCAUCCAGACAAGAACCGUGCUAUUGAUGCAGAGGCCGCAUUCAAGCGACUAAGCGAAGCUUACGAGUGUCUAGUGGACAAAGUAUCACAAUGCAAUUAUUUGCAACAGUUGCAGGUAAUUAAACGGAAAACUGGAGCAAAGACAACGAAACAAAAGUUCAAAUAUCGUCGGAAGACAAAGUCAGAAGUAAAAAGUGGAGAACACGACGUACCGUCUACUCGAAGAAGGACACCUGAAGAGAUCUGGCAGAUGUUUCAGCGUGAAGAGGAAGUGCUGGCACGACAACAGUUCCAGGCUAAAGGCUUUGACAGGAGUUACUCGAAGCGGAAUACCGACGAGGUCAUCACCUCAACGAUUCCACCCGAGGUACAGCAGGAUAUUUUGAACUCAAAAUUGGAUGUGAAAGCGACUAAAUGGGCGACAUGGAGUAAACCAGCUUCAAAACGAAUGAAGAUGACGACGGUAUCAGAACCGGAACAUAAGAUUGGUGUAGUUUCUACGGCUGCUGACGCGAGUGACAUCUCGGCAACUGUAUUGUGUUUUUGUAUGCUGUGUCGGCGACAAUUUCGGACAGUUGAGGCACUACAACGGCAUGAAACUUUUUCGAAACUCCACUUAGCAAACGUGCAAGCUGAAGAGUGUAAUUCAAACGAUCAUCCAUAG